Molecule: messenger RNA, 5997 nt
Organism: Oncorhynchus keta (chum salmon)
Lineage: Eukaryota; Metazoa; Chordata; Actinopteri; Salmoniformes; Salmonidae
Product: rho guanine nucleotide exchange factor TIAM1-like
Exons: 30
Coding region: 155-5176 (1673 amino acids)
Biological process (GO): small GTPase-mediated signal transduction; positive regulation of axonogenesis; activation of GTPase activity
Cellular component (GO): synapse; cytosol; plasma membrane
Molecular function (GO): guanyl-nucleotide exchange factor activity; protein binding
Source: RefSeq, a predicted model, not a curated record
UGUCUCUCUCUCGCUCUCUUUCUCUCUCUCUCGCUCUCUUUCUCUCUCUUUCUCUCUCUCUCUCUGUCUCUCUCUCUCUGUGAUUUGGAUAGACAGCCUGACGGUUGGAACUCAACAUGCCAGUGAUGUCAACGCCAGACUUCAGACUGUAACCAUGGGCAACGUGGAGAGCCAGAACGGCGAUCACGCCUUCUACGGCACCCAACAUGGCCACCUGUCCCGUAAGCACACGUCUCGAUCGCUCCGCGUCUCCAACAAGCGCCAUCAGUCCCAGUCCAGUUCUGGUUCCACCCACCGCUCCCGUGACCGUCACGCCUCGCAAGGCAAAGUGGAUCACCGAAACUCUGAGACCUCCACGCGUUCCAGCAGCACCCCUAGUAUCCCACAGUCCUUAGCGGAUCACGCCCUGGAGCCCUUCAACCAGACCAAUGUCCUGUCAGACUACUCCUCUCCGAUCUGGGUGGACCGCGUGGCCAUGAACCUCCGGCCCGUCUCCUGCCAUACCCACCUAGACAACCCGUCUGUAACACUCCCAGAGUCACCUGGGACUAGACCCCACGAACCCCAGGGUCUACAGGACAGAGGACUGGGCCUAUACAGUAACGCAGGGGAGGCGACCUACCUUCAGAAGACUAGAGACGGACCUAGGGAACCUCGAGAGGUGGUCAGCUUCAAGAAGAAGAGAUCCAAAUCAGCUGACAUGUGGAGAGAAGAUGACAGUCUGGACUUCAGUCUGUCAGACCUCAGCCAGGAACAUCUCACCAGCACAGAGGAGAUCAUCGACACAGAGGAGGUAGAAGACUUCCCUGAUUGUGACGGCCUGCUGGGGCUCGUGUCCCCUGAGGGUCUGGAGAGUCUGGACGCAGCAGGCCGAGCCAACUCCCUGGACCAGCUCUACGGGGGUCAGAAGACCCCGACUCGCCGCCCCGCUGGACGCUACGCUAAGUGGCACCAUGACGCUAACCGCUCCGACCGAGAGGGUGAUAAGAUGGUGUCUCCGGAAGAGGAGGAUGAUGGGAACUCGUACGGAGCGUAUACUCUGCCCUGCCGACGCUCGCACUGCCUGUCUGAGGGGCUAACCAAUCCCCGGGCUGCCACCUGCUCCACUAUGCAGGGACGCAGGGCACAGACCAUACAGGAUGUGACUGCUGGAGAGGGCAGUGAGUACGAGGACAGUGGCAUCGACGGGGUGACGGCUUCGGGGGCGGAGCAUCAGUCCCGGCGCUAUAAGACCAUGUCUAUGUCCUUCUCCGUGUGCUCGGCGGCGGGGCGGAGCCUGUUCGCUGGCAGCGACAGCGGAAGCAGCAGCGGGGGAGGAGCCAGUGAGGGGGUCCAGGGGGUCUACGAGAACUUCAGACAGGAGUUGGAGAUGAGCUCAUGUCAGACAGAGAGUCUGGAGGAGGCGGGGUCAGCCCUGAGUGAUGAGCAGAGCACCAUGAGUUCAGCCUACCAAUCAGAUCCCCUGCACGGCGUCGUCCAGGGAACCGUGCGGAAGGCGGGCCGACUGGCCGUCAAGAACUUCCUGGUUCACAAGAAAAGCAAGAAGGUGGAGUCAGCCACCAGGAGGAAGUGGAAGAGCUACUGGGUCUGCCUCAAAGGAUGCACUCUCUUCUUCUACGAGACGGACGGACGGUCGGGGAUCGACCACAACAGUGUCUCUAAACAUACGGCGUGGGCUGAGAACAGUAUCGUCCAGGCCGUCCCUGAACACCCCAAGAAGGACUUUGUCUUCUGCCUCAGCAACUGUCUAGGGGAUGCAUUUCUCUUCCAGACGUGCAGUCAGACGGAGCUGGAGAACUGGAUCACGGCCAUCCACUCGGCGUGCGCGGCGGCCGUUGCCAGGCAGCAUCACCGGGAGGACACGGUGCGUCUGUUGAGGACGGAGAUUAAGAAGCUGGAGCAGAAGAUCGACAUGGACGAGAAGAUGAAGAAGAUGGGAGACAUGCAGCUCAGUGCCGUGACCGAUACAAAGAAGAGGAAGACCAUACUGGACCAGAUCUUUCUGUGGGAGCAGAACUUGGAACAGUUUCAUAUGGGUUUGUUCCGGUUCCGCUGUUACCUGGCCAGUCUGCAAGGAGGGGAGCUGCCCAACCCCAAACGCCUGCUAGCCUUCGCCUCCAGACCCACUAAAUUGGCCAUGGGACGCCUCGGAAUCUUCUCUGUGUCGUCCUUUCAUGCUCUGGUGGCAGCCCGUACAGAGAGCGGGGGGAGGAGACGUACCCAGGCCAUGUCACGUACCUCCUCAUCUAAACGUAAGAGCAGGUUCUCCUCUCUGUGGGGCCUGGACACUACUUCCAAGAAGAAGACCACAGUCCACCCCACCAUCAACCAGGUCUUUGUUGAUGGGGAGGAGCCAGUGAAAAAGCCUCUGGACGGGAUCUAUGAUGUGGACACUGCCAGGGAGAGAGGGGUAAUACUCGUCAACUCAGACAGUCACAUGACAGACAGUGAUAUCUGGGUGCCUGACCACCUGACCCCGUCCUGGGUGUGUCUUCCUAACGACCAGCCUGUCCUCGUCAUCAUCCAGCCUGGAGAGUCUGCUCUGGACGCGCUGGAGACCAUCUGCAAGGCCCACCAGCUGGAUUCCACCAAACAUUACCUGCGUCUCAAGUUCCUCAUGGAUAACCAAGUCCAAUUCUACAUCCCUAAACCUGACGAGCAGCUGUGUGACUUGCUUUAUAAAGAGAUAGAGCUGGGCUCCAAAAUAACCAAAGUCAUCCAGUUCGACAGGGAUGAGUCCUGUAUGAUUGGCUACGGGUUUUCCAUCUCAGUGGUAGAGGAGGAUUUGGUGCAGCAGCUCUACAUAACCGAUGUAAAGGCGGGAGGAUUGGCCUUCGCUAGAGGUCUGAAUGCGGGCGAUGAGAUCUUGCAGCUGAAUGGGAAAGACUCGUGCAGAUUGAAGUUCGGGGACAUGAAGGGGGCGUUUUCCCAGGCCUCUCUGUCCCUGACCGUGAACACACUGCCCUCCACGGACCGACGACAAAUCUGUUACCUGCCCCCCCGACGCUCUGAUGCACAGGAAGUCCUCCACACAGACAUCUUCUCUAUGAACCAGGAGGAGAUUCUGGAUGACGGGGUUGGUCUGAUGCUGGAUAGUUCUGGAGACAGCCUGGACGACGACUCUGAGAUCUUCAGCGAGGCAGACCAAUGCAGAAAGCCUCCCAUGUCUGCCCUGAAGAGGAGCGAGCGCUCCUCAGAGUCCAUCUCUGACAUGCUGCAUCUGAGUACGGAGCAGGUCGCAGCAUUCUGCCGCAGUCUCCAUGAUAUGAAUCCGUCUGAGUGUGCCACGACCUCCUCAUCCCCCAGCCUGGACUCGCCCUUCCGUCCCCCUGCCAUCGGCACCGCCAGCCGCCAGCUCUCCGACGCCGACAAGCUACGCAAAGUAAUCUGUGAGCUGGUUGAGACGGAACGCACCUAUGUCAAAGAUCUCAAUUGUCUCAUCGGGAGGUACUUAACCCCGCUGCAGAAGGAGACGUGCCUCACUCAGGAUGAGCUGGACAUUCUGGUUGGGAACCUGCCUGAGAUGGUGGAGUUCCAGGUGGAAUUCCUGAAGACUCUAGAAGACGGGACCAGAUUGGUCCCAGACCUGGAGAAGCUGGAGAGAGUGGACCAGUUCAAGAAAAUCCUCUUCUCUCUAGGAGGUUCCUUCCUGUACUAUGCAGAUCGGUUUAAGAUCUACAGUGCGUUCUGCGCCAGCCACACCAAAGUCCCCAAGGUGCUCGUAAAGGCUAAGACCGAUGCAGACUUCAAGGCGUUUCUGGAAGACAGGAACCCGAAACAGCAACACUCCUCAACCCUGGAGUCCUACCUGAUCAAACCCAUCCAGAGAGUUCUGAAGUACCCACUACUACUGAGAGAGCUGUACUCACUGACAGACCCGGACAGUGAAGAACACUAUCACCUGAAUGUUGCUAUGAAGGCCAUGAACAAGGUGGCCAGUCACAUCAAUGAGAUGCAGAAGAUCCACGAGGAGUUUGGGUUGGUGUUUGACCAGCUCAUAGCGGAGCAGAGUGGAGACAAGAAAGAGGUUGCUGAUCUGUCGAUGGGGGACUUGCUGCUCCACACCAGCGUAGCCUGGAUCAACCCUCCCUCCUCCCUGGGCAAAUGGAAGAAAGAACCCCAACUGGCUGCAUUCAUCUUCAGAACAGCCGUGGUGUUUGUGUGUAAGGAUGGAUCCAAGCAGAAGAAGAAAAUGGGUGGCUCCCAUCGAGUGUCGUCAGUCUCGUCUGAAGACAAGGACCCAUUUCGCUUCCGUCACAUGAUCUCCACAGACGCGCUCCAAGUCCGAGCCCUCAAUAACCAAGACGGAGAGGGCUCUGCCGUGUGUGAGAUCGUCCACGUCAAGUCCGAGUCAGAAGGACGGCCGGAGAGGACAUUCCACCUGUGCUGCAGUUCUGUGGACAGUAAGAAGGACUUCCUGAAGACAGUCCACUCCAUCCUGAGAGAUAAACAACGACGCCAGCUGAUGAAGACAGAGUCUCUACCUCCCAACCAGCAGUAUGUCCCCUUCGGAGGCAAACGCCUCUGUGCCCUGAAGGGAGCCAGACCUGCCAUGAACAGAGCAGCGUCAGACCCGGCGAGGACCCUGGGCCGGAGGAAACUGGUGAGGAACCGGUUCACUAUCGACACAGACAUCGUCUUCGACGGCGAGCCGGACCAGGAGUCCCCUCUGUCUCCACUGUCUUCUGAAGAGCCUGAUGGACAGGGACAAAGGGAAGGAAAGGAACAGGGGGAGGUGCAGGCAGGGGAUACAGACCGCUGGGUGGAGGAGCAGAUUGACCUGGAGCGCUACAAGGCGCAGCAGGAGGCGCAGCAGGAGGCGGAGGUGAAAGGAGGAGGAGACGUGAAAGAAACAGAGAUGUUUAGUGGUGAUGAUGAUUUCUGCCUGUCUGUCAGAGGACCCUCCACUGAAUCACUGUCCAACACAGACCUAGAUGGGCCUAUCGGGUCCCUGUCCCUGGGAGAGGAAGGCCAAGAGAGGGGCCUUAAACACCCCCAGCCCCAGGGCGCCAUGGGGACCACCACCCCAGGGAUGAGACUUUCCCACCUGGGGAAGCAGCGUGGCCUAGCUGGGAUGAGUUUGGAUGACCAAGGGGCUAGGGAGGAAGGCGAGGACAUCUGGCUACGCAGGGAGAACUGUCCCCCGGACUCAGGGGGUCAGACACUACAGAGCUAGAGUACAAGAUCAGCAGGUGGUUACAGACAGUCUGUCUCACCACUCAGACAGAGAGCUUUAUAUGAGUUACAAAUGGCACCCUUUUCCCUAUUUGGGGCCCAUAAGGUUCUGGUCGAAAGUAGUGCACUAUAUAGGGAAUAGGGCCCUGUCUAAAGCAGUGCACUAUAUAGGGAACAGGGCCCUGUCUAAAGCAGUGCACUAUAUAGGGAAUAGGGUUCUGUUCUAAAGUAGUGCACUAUAUAGGGAAUAGGGUUCUAUAGGGCCCUGGUCUAAAGCAGUGCACUAUAUAGGGAAUAGGGUUCUGUUCUAAAGUAGUGCACUAUAUAGGGAAUAGGGCUCUGGUCUAAAGUAGUGCACUAUAUAGGGAAUAGGGCUCUGUUCUAAAGUAGUGCACUAUAUAGGGAAUAGGGCCCUGGUCUAAAGUAGUGCACUAUAUAUAGGGAAUAGGGCUCUGGUCUAAAGUAGUGCACUAUAUAGGGAAUAGGGCCCUGGCCUAAAGUAGUGCACUAUAUAUAGGGAAUAGGGCUCUGGUCUAAAGUAGUGCACUAUAUAGGGAAUAGGGCUCUUCUAGUCUAAAGUAGUGCACUAUAUAUAGGGAAUAGGGCUCUGGUCUAAAGUAGUGCACUAUAUAGGGAAUAGGGCUCUGUUCUAAAGUAGUGCACUAUAUAGGGAAUAGGGCUCUGGUCUAAAGUAGUGCACUAUAUAUAGGGAAUAGGGCUCUGGUCUAAAGUAGUGCACUAUAUAGGGAAUAGGGCCCUGGUCUAAAGUAGUGCACUAUAUAUAGGGAAUAGGGCUCUGGUCUAAAGUAGUGCACUAUAUAG